Dendroctonus ponderosae (mountain pine beetle) is the source of this 1147-nucleotide messenger RNA. Its product is annotated as J domain-containing protein CG6693. Gene Ontology annotation, molecular function: heat shock protein binding. The transcript has 4 exons. The record is from RefSeq and is a predicted model, not a curated record. Gene Ontology annotation, cellular component: cytoplasm; nucleus. The coding region runs from base 121 to 882 and encodes 253 amino acids. Lineage: Eukaryota; Metazoa; Arthropoda; Insecta; Coleoptera; Curculionidae.
GGCAAACCCGUAAGAUCUACUGACUCUAAUGACAGACGUCGAUCAUCGGUCACAAUUAUUUAUUUGGCGGUUACAAGAAGCAAAUUUCAGGAAAUUUUCAGUUUUUUAACUACAUGUACCAUGAGUAACUUUAAGGAAAAGUGCUUCCAGUACUUUGGAACGUCGAAUUUCUAUGAAGUACUCGGAAUAGACGAAAAUGCCACUGGAAAGGAGAUAAAGAAGGCCUACCAUAAGAUGUCCCUCCUGGUACAUCCCGACCGAGUGGAUGAGAAUCAGAAGGAAAUUUGCACAGAAAAGUUCAAGGUGCUUGGCAGAAUCCAUUCGAUUCUUCAGGAUAAGGAGAAGAGGAAGGUUUACAAUGACUGUGGGGACUUCGAUGACGAAUCAUACUCCACGUUCAAUUGGUCGGAAUACUGGACCUCCAUGUUCAAGAAAAUCGAGCUGGCCGAUAUACAGAAAUAUGAGAAGGAGUAUAUUGGAUCAGAAGCUGAAAGAAAGGACAUCAAGCGGGCAUACGAGUCUGGGAAAGGCGAUAUGAAUAUUAUACUGGAAUUGGUGGCCUUCAGCAACUGCGACUCCGAGCCCAGAAUCAUAAACAUUGUGAGGGAAAUGGUAGGUAAUGGGGAAGUAGAGGAGUUCGACUGCUUCUUCAAUGAGAGCAAAGCGAAGAAAUGCAGGAGACAUCGCAAGUGGGCAAAGGAAGCUGAAGAAGUGUCAAAGAACUUUGAGGAUUUGCAAAAGGAACUGGAUGCAAACCGCAAGGCAAGAGCGGAAUCAUUCGGUAGUUUCUUCGCAGCCUUAGAGGCGAAGUACACAACCAAAGCCAGAAAGUCCAUUACAGCUGGCUCGAAUCAAAAAUCAAAGAGAUUGAGAAAAAAGUAAUUUCUAUAUAAGUGUAUUGAUGUGAUAAAGCUACAUUAGGGCUAAAGGAAAACCUGUGUUUUCAGCAGCAAAAAUGCAUUAAUGCUAUUUUCUAGAUACGUUAAAUCAAAGCCAAGGCACCACAGGAGUGCUUUCGGAGCGAAAUACUUUUGGUCACAGUCUGAUGUUUUAGAGUUUAGACGGUUUAUUACUUGGUUUUUGUAAUUUCCACUUGCGUUAUUAGAUUUAUUUUUUUUGCUUAAUUCAUUAAAGGGUUUUGAUAAUA